UAUUGAGUAGGGAUUCUAUAUAAACAGGCUGAAUGGGACGCGAAGGGUUUUUUUUUCAGUUCUGUCAUCUUGAAUGAGGUUAUCUGCUACGGAUCUCUUUAAGCAUUCCGCAACGAAGAAGCAUAUGAUUUUGCCAGUAUGAUGAAAAGAUCAGGAUUGAGAAGCCAGCUACAUACAAGAGGAUAGAGGUACCAUUGCCUUUUAUAGAAUGCAAAUUAGCAAAGGCGGCGGGGUGAAUGGGAGUUUAUAUCCUUAACUGGCUCUGGCUGACGGUGUUAACUACUGCGUUGCUACUGCUUCCCUACUCAACUCCUGCAGUCGUGUGUAUCCUGGAGAAUUAUGGACCAAGAAUAUGAGCGGAGGCUUCUUCGGCAAACACAUUUCCAAAAUGUCUCUGAAAAUAUGCUUUCUCCGUCUGCCUUGAGUACACGACAUGUAACGUCAAACUCACCAGCGACCCUUCCUCGCAAGACAGGUGACCGAUUUAUCCCAACCAGGGCAAGUUCUAACUGGAGCAUCAACUUCCAUACCAUAAAUGAAAAUGGAAAAUCCCCAAAUCAGAAUCGAAAAACGAAGGAAACAAAUUCUGACAGUGGGAAAGAUGGUGUGGCAUAUGCUGCCUUGCUAAAAAAUGAGUUACUGGGAGCAGGCAUUGAAAAAGUGAGUGAUCCACAGACAGAAGAUCGGAGAUUCCAGAUGCCGAUGCAGGAGCGACGCAAUCUAUUCAGAUAUGCUUUGAGUACAAAGAGAUCUACUACUGAAAGUGGGAAUGAGAUUUCACCGUAUUCACUAUCUCCUGUUAGUAAUAAAAGUCAAAAGUUGUUGCGGUCACCACGGAAACCAACAAGGAAGAUUUCAAAGAUUCCAUUUAAAGUCCUGGAUGCUCCAGAAUUGCAAGAUGACUUUUACCUCAAUCUGGUGGAUUGGUCAGCAGCAAAUGUCUUAAGUGUUGGUCUUGGUGCGUGUGUUUACCUGUGGAGUGCAUGUACCAGUCAGGUAACAAGGCUAUGUGACCUCUCCAUAGAUGGGGACUCUGUUACAUCAGUUUGUUGGAAUGAGAGGGGGAACUUUGUGGCUGUGGGCACCCAUAAAGGAUAUGUGCAGAUCUGGGAUGCAGCAGCUGGGAAGAAGCUGACCUCUCUCGAUGGACAUUCCGCUAGGGUUGGGGCUUUGGCCUGGAAUGCUGAUCAACUUUCAUCAGGUAGUCGGGACCGUCUGAUUCUGCAGCGAGACGUACGAACACCCCCACUUCAGACAGAGCGCCGGUUACAAGGUCACAGGCAGGAAGUUUGUGGGUUAAAGUGGUCCCCUGACCACCAGCACCUGGCUUCCGGCGGCAACGACAACAAGCUGUUUGUGUGGAACAAUUCCAGUCUGAGCCCAGUCCAACAGUACACAGAACACUUAGCAGCUGUAAAAGCCAUCGCGUGGUCCCCUCAUCAACACGGACUCCUGGCUUCGGGAGGGGGCACUGCGGAUCGCUGCAUCCGUUUCUGGAACACACUAACCUGUCAGCCACUGCAGUGCGUUGACACCGGCUCCCAAGUCUGCAAUCUUGCGUGGUCAAAGCACGCAAAUGAACUGGUUAGUACACAUGGCUAUUCCCAGAAUCAAAUCUUAGUGUGGAAAUAUCCAUCCUUAACACAAGUUGCCAAACUGACAGGACAUUCAUAUAGAGUGCUGUACCUGGCCAUAUCACCAGAUGGCGAGGCAAUCGUGACAGGUGCCGGAGAUGAAACUUUGCGGUUUUGGAACGUUUUCAGUAAAACUCGUUCUACAAAGGAAUCCAAAUCUGUCCUUAACCUUUUUACAAGGAUACGAUAAAACUGAAGAACACUGAUAGAACAGACUCCGUUAUCCCCAGACGUAAGCAGCAGUAAAGUUUAUCAGAGCAAACAUCACCCCCUCUUCACUGUUUUUGUUCGAGUGGUCAAUGCACUUUAACUUGCAGAGAUUUGAAGCUGAUUGGACAGGAGAAUGUUGGGACGUAUCUCAACAUGGAUGGUGAAAGAAUUGAGAAGGAGUUUGAUGUUAAGGGAAAAGGUUCACUUUAUAUGUAUCUAUGUACAAUGUGUACAGAAACUAUUUAUUGGACUAAGGAUGACAUUUUGAUGCUGUAUUAAUGUUUGCAUGAAAAUGGGAGUGUAGAGAUGGAUCCAGAUUUGUUCAGUUCUUUUGUAUAGAGAAAGCAUGAAAAAACACAUACCUGAGGUGUAUCUUCAAAAAAUUGAAAGGAAGGUAUAUUUUUUUUAUUGCUUUAAAUUAAUCACUCCAUUCUAUGUGAUUAUUUAACAGUAUCUGCUUCUAGAGCUGAGGAAUUUCAUUUUCUGUAAUUUACAUUGCACUUAUGAAUCUUGUUCUGUUGGAGUAAAGUUGUUAUGAAUGGGAUCCAUAAUUAAAA
Mobula hypostoma (lesser devil ray) is the source of this 2401-nucleotide messenger RNA. RefSeq names its product fizzy-related protein homolog. The transcript has 15 exons. The record is from RefSeq and is a predicted model, not a curated record. Gene Ontology annotation, biological process: anaphase-promoting complex-dependent catabolic process; positive regulation of ubiquitin protein ligase activity; positive regulation of anaphase-promoting complex-dependent catabolic process. Gene Ontology annotation, cellular component: anaphase-promoting complex. NCBI's taxonomy places the organism in Eukaryota, Metazoa, Chordata, Chondrichthyes, Myliobatiformes, Myliobatidae. The coding region runs from base 340 to 1824 and encodes 494 amino acids. Gene Ontology annotation, molecular function: anaphase-promoting complex binding; protein binding; ubiquitin ligase activator activity.